AUGACAGAGGAACUUGAUUUUCUUCAACGCAUAUAUACAUGGGAUCUUGUUCCUCUCCAUCUGGUGUUAUUCCUAUCAGCUGUUGAUUGGUCUAUCGAGUCAAGACUCGAGCCGCUGGUUGUAUUGAGCGCCACAAAGCACGUCUUAUUGCUCGUGGUUUUAGUUAGGAUUAGAUGUGACAAUGCCUUCUUAUAUGGAGAUCUCUCUGAGAGCAUUUAUAUGAUUCUUCCUCCUGGUUUUUCUCAUCCUUCUCAACAUGUUUGUCAUCUUCGCCGAGCUAUCUAUGGCUCAAACAGGCUUCUCGUGCCUAGUUUGAGCGGUUUCGCAAUGUGUGAUGAUGUCGAUAUUGUUCUUUCCUUGAAACAACAGUUACACACCGAGUUUCAGAUGAAAGAUCUUAGCCCUCUUUGUUACUUUCUGGGUCUUGAGCGACUCUCCUCUUCUGAUGGUGAGCUUUUGCCUGAUCCUACUCACUAUCGUGCACUUAUUGGUGCUCUUGUCUAUCUGACCAUUACUUGGCUUGAUAUUGCAUAUGAUGUUCAUGUUCUUAGUCAGUUGUGUGCCUAUUAUGAUGAUGAUUGGAUUUUGAUGGACUUUGGUGUCUCUAUCUCUGUCCCCACUCAUAUAUACUGUGAUAACCAGAGUGCCAUUAAAAUCGCUGCCAACCCUAUAUUUCAUGAAUGUACGAAGUAUCUUGAGAUCGCUCUUCACUUUGUUUAUCAUCGUUAUCUUGCUGGCAGUAUUCUUCUUCCCUAUGUUGUCUCGACACAGAAGCUUACUGAUCUUUUCACUAAGGCACAUACUGUUUCUCGAUUUAAGUUUUUAGUUGACAAACUCUUGGUUUAUGACCCAUCGUGA
This is a messenger RNA of Dioscorea cayenensis subsp. rotundata (Guinea yam), 858 nucleotides long. RefSeq lists its product as uncharacterized. The record is from RefSeq and is a predicted model, not a curated record. NCBI's taxonomy places the organism in Eukaryota, Viridiplantae, Streptophyta, Magnoliopsida, Dioscoreales, Dioscoreaceae. The coding region runs from base 1 to 858 and encodes 285 amino acids. The transcript has 5 exons.